CAUCUCUAGUAAAUUGGAAAAAAAUAAAAUCGUCGGAGUUUUUAUGUGCUUGCAGAGUAGUGUAAGUAAUUGCUAUUUUUGUGCCAGCUGCUUGCCGGUAGUAAACAACACGUGUGAACUGCGAUGCCUUGCAAUCCUCAGGGCAAUUCCAGUGCGGUUUAAGUCCGAACGACCACUUAUCUUGGAAGAAAUCCGAAGUGUACGUACAUAUAUUUCUCUCAUAUGCAACUAUGUCGGUACACUAUAAAUUUAAGAGUACACUCAACUUUGAUACAAUUACUUUUGAUGGACUUCACAUUUCUGUCGGGGACUUGAAAAGGGAGAUUGUGCAGCAGAAGCGACUGGGCAAAAUCAUCGACUUUGAUCUUCAGAUCACAAAUGCGCAGAGUAAAGAAGAAUACAAGGACGAUGGGGUCCUUAUUCCCAAGAACACAACGCUGAUCAUAUCGCGCAUCCCCAUCGCCCAUCCCACAAAAAAGGGCUGGGAGCCACCAGCAGCAGAAAAUGCCUUUUCGGCGGCGCCUGCCAAGCAGGACAACUUCAACAUGGACCUGUCCAAAAUGCAAGGCACUGAGGAGGACAAAAUCCAGGCAAUGAUGAUGCAGAGCACAGUCGACUAUGAUCCCAAGACGUACCAUCGUAUUAAAGGACAAUCGCAAGUGGGCGAAGUUCCCGCAUCCUAUCGAUGCAACAAAUGCAAGAAAAGCGGACACUGGAUCAAGAACUGUCCCUUUGUGGGGGGAAAGGACCAACAAGAGGUCAAACGGAAUACUGGUAUUCCGCGGUCUUUCCGCGAUAAGCCAGAUGCGGCUGAGAACGAAUCGGCCGAUUUUGUGCUGCCUGCUGUACAAAACCAAGAGAUACCGGAGGAUCUGAUAUGCGGCAUAUGCCGAGAUAUAUUCGUCGACGCUGUCAUGAUACCCUGCUGCGGAAGUUCCUUUUGUGACGACUGUGUGCGAACCUCCUUACUGGAGUCAGAGGAUAGUGAGUGCCCCGACUGCAAGGAGAAGAACUGUUCCCCUGGCUCCCUGAUACCUAAUCGGUUCUUGAGGAAUUCGGUGAACGCCUUUAAAAACGAGACUGGGUAUAACAAAAGCGCGGCUAAGCCAGCUGCAGUAAAAAAUGAGGAAAAACCUCCUGUUGAAAAAGAAGUGGAGGAAAAGGUGGUCACUGAGAAGGAAUCCGAAGAGACUGAGGUGAAACCUGUAAAGCAACAAGAAUCCGAAACCAAUGGCAGCAAUCCGUCUAAAUCGGAAUCUCCGGAGCAACCUGCAACCACAGAACCAACACAGAAGGAGAAAGAUAAAUAUGAUUCAGACUACGAGGAUAACAUUACCAUAAAAAUGCCGCAGCCUGCAGCUGAUUCUACAUCAGUGCCCAGCAAAAGAUCCCCCAGUUAUUCCCACAGAAGUGAAUCCUCUCACCGACGAGAGAGAUCGGAUUAUGUUUCCGAACACGAUCACAAGCACCAACGUCCAUCGAAAUCGGAGUCUGUUAACAAGGAUCGCAGUCUCCUGCCCUUGCCCAUUGGCACCCUGCCCAGCUACCAGGGGCACAUGAUGGCCGAAUCGGAAGAAGCUCGUCGAUCGGCUGCCUAUAAGCCCCCUUAUAUGCAAAUGCAGCGGGGCCCACCGCCAAUGCACAUGAUGAGUCACCACAUGCCAGCCUACAACAACGGGUUUAACAACAUGGGACAGAGGCCUCCCCUCAGCUAUGUGCCGUAUCAAAACCAAUCCGUACACCCAAUGCGUGCGCCGUACGGAUCUGCAGGCGGAGGUAUGAAUAUGAAUAUGUCACAACCAUUUCAGUCCCCAAAUUUAGCCUCGAUAUACCAAGGGGUGGCAGCGAAGGUCGGUUCCGGUCUCAUUGACGAUCCGUUGGAGGCCUUCAAUCGCAUCAUGAAGGAGAAGGAGCGGAAGAAGGUGGACCGCUUUCGAAGCUCUGACCGCCACAGAUCAAGGUCCCCGGAUAGACAGAGGCAUCGCUUUAAGUCUCCCAUUUACGAAAAGGACAACUCCAGGGAUAAUCUCAAGGACAAAAGACCACGAUCCCGGGAAAGGAAGCGAGAACAUAGCUACGAACGGCAUAUGCGCCACCCUCGUUCUAGUCGCCAGCCGAAUGAUGGCUCUAAGUCACCAGGUGGCAGAAUCAAAAGAUCUGGCCAUCGUCGCUCUGCAUCUCCAAAGCCGGGCUACAAGAGUGAUUACAGGGACAAGCCGUACAACAAGCCUAGUGCUCCCAAAACGGAGGCAGUUGAGCCUCCUCCCCCCGGAUUCGAGCCGUUGCAGCUGGCCGAUGAAGACGUCUACAGGAACAAGCACCCGACCAGUUCGGAAGCAUCACAAAGCAGCAAGGCCGAAAGCAGCAAGAAGAAGGGGGAAAACAGGCACGAAGAGGCGCCACGAAAGAGGCACAGGUCUCGCAGCAUUAGCAAGGAACCGAAGCCGAACGACAGCACCUACAGGAGCCUGACGCCACCAGCAAAGAUCACCACACCGAAAAUGACUGCUGCCCAGUUGAGGGAACGCGAGAGUUCGCCGAAGACGCCGGAAAAUGUUCACGACGAUUAUCUGACCGCGAAGGCCAGAAUUAUGGCCUCCCAGCCCGACAUCAACGUCUCGGAAAUGGAGACCAAUGUGGGCAAGGAGAACAAGGCGAAGAGUCCGUUGUCAAAAGAUCGCAAGAAGAAGAAGAAGGACAAGGACAAGGCUGAGCGCAAGAAGAACAAGAAGGACAAGCGCGCCAAGAAGGAGAAAGGGGAUCGCCAGAAGAAGAGCUCCUCAGUUAAUCGAUCUGACUCGGAUAUUAACCACAGCUCACUAAUGAACGAGCCAAAUUAUAAGGUCUUGUCUCCCAGGGCUCAAAGUCCCAGCUUUGAGAUCAAUGCGGGUCAGCUUUCCCCUGCUCACAACGCUACUGAAAACGUUAAUCCGAAGAGCCAUUCCAUCCUUACUGUGGGUGCUGCCAGCGACGAUAAUCUCGGCCCAAGAAGCAAACUCAGCGAGGCUAAUUCUGUCAAUCUAUCCAAAUGGGAAAUGGAGGAGAAUAUCUUAAGUUUGGAGGAUUCCUCCAAAAAGGCUGCCGGGGCCUCCGACGAUCCGUCGGAAAUAACUUCAGACGUCCUGCGGAAGGCUGAGAACGCAAUAUUUGCCAAGGCUAUUAAUGCCAUCAGACCCAUGGAGUUUCAAGUCAUUAUCAACUCCAAGGACAACAGCAAGGACCGCGCCGCAGUUCGCAGUGACAAGGAUCGCUCCUCUUCACCCAGGCGUACCAGCAGCAGGUCGGUAAAGGAUAGGCUGGGCACCAAGAUUUCCAAUGACAGGAGCCGUUCGCGGGACAAGUCGAAGGACAGGCGCCGGGGGGCGGGCGCCAGGAGCUCCGACGACGAUGCGAACCGCGGCAGGUCGGAUCGUCAUGGCAGCCGGAAGAGGGACAACAGAUCCCGCGACAGGGCGCCGCCUUCAGAUAAGAGGCAGGAGCGUCCGUACAAGAGAAGCUCGCCAGAGGACGACAAGCUGAGGCGCCAGAACAAGGAGCGGUCCGACUCCAGGCACGGAAAACACGAUCAAAACAAUAGCGACGACUCGGAUCGCAGGGCGGCCAGAAACACCAAGUCCAGCGACAGCCGAGUUGUCUCCUCUGUAACAGCCGUGGCUGCUCCUCCCAAGCCCAGUCGUCCAGACAACCCGUUCCGCAAGUUCGACCCCAGUGCGUCGAGCAGCUUAGUUGUAAAAUAUGAUAACACGAUACAGAAGGAGGGCGCGUCCUCGGACAACGGCAUGGAGCACAGGAAGCAGCGGGAUAAGAAGCUGAAGAAACAUUCGAAAUAUUCGUCAACCGAUUCGUUGAAGAGCGAGAAGCGCAAGGAUCCGAAGAGCAAAAAGAAGAGCAAGAUUUUGAAAAAGAAGAAAAAAUCGAAGAAGUAG
Drosophila mauritiana is the source of this 3926-nucleotide messenger RNA. RefSeq names its product E3 ubiquitin-protein ligase RBBP6 (gene snama). Gene Ontology annotation, biological process: protein ubiquitination; mRNA processing; ubiquitin-dependent protein catabolic process. The transcript has 9 exons. The record is from RefSeq and is a predicted model, not a curated record. Gene Ontology annotation, molecular function: nucleic acid binding; zinc ion binding; ubiquitin protein ligase activity. Bases 231 to 3926 code for a protein of 1231 amino acids. Gene Ontology annotation, cellular component: nucleus. NCBI's taxonomy places the organism in Eukaryota, Metazoa, Arthropoda, Insecta, Diptera, Drosophilidae.